Messenger RNA from Lecanosticta acicola, 3591 nucleotides. The record is from the annotation of a GenBank genome assembly. Lineage: Eukaryota; Fungi; Ascomycota; Dothideomycetes; Mycosphaerellales; Mycosphaerellaceae.
AUGGGCUCGCGACUGGACCAGAAGUCCUCCCUUGUCCGCAAACGGAUCGAGAACCACGACUUCCAGAAUGAAGAAGGCGAAGAAUACGAGGGCUCCAAGUUUGGUGGUUUCUCGGAAUACUUUCGAAGGAAAAAGAUCAAGCUGCAGAAUCUGGAUGCCGAACUUAGAGCUCAAUCCUCUGAAAAGCCACAGAUCUUCAAGGGCAUCGUGGCGCAUAUUAAUGGCUACACACAGCCGUCCUUGAAUGACUUGCAUACAAUGAUCGUGCAGCAUGGAGGUGGUUUCAUCCAAUAUCUGGACGGCAAGACUAUGGUCACACACAUAAUUGCGAGCAAUCUGACGCCCAAGAAAAAAGAGGAAUUCCGUCGCUACCGCAUUGUGAAGCCCGCAUGGAUCGUUGAUAGCAUCAAGCUCGGCAAACUACUGCCAUGGGGCGAUUACCGCGUUGUGGAUGAAGGCGUUGGUCAGAAGCUGCUUGGCUUCGAAAACGGCAGUGUCGUGAGCCAGGCUAGCCGCAAACCGCAAGGCUAUCGUGAGCAGACUGACACCAGCUGGUAUACCAGUCAGCUCAAACCUCCAGGUAGCAGUUCAAAGAGACAGUAUCAGCCUACUCAGACUAUCACCCCUUCCGACGACAUCGAGGACGAUGAUUUCCCUUUGCAAGACAUAACGAGCUCAGUGGAGCAAGCGAUGUUUGACGCUGAACAAGCACUUCCACAGGACAAAGACUCGAAGACCGCAGAAUUGGGUGGACUGCAUAUCGGGAAUCAUGUUCAAACACCACCUCCGACGAGUUCCCCCCAUCAGCAAAUCGAGGACGACCAGGAGCCUGCGCCAAACACACCACUGAUGGCUCGUGGAGAGAAGCCCAAGCCACAAGAAUCACCUGCGCUUCGCCCAAGAGAAGGCUCCCAGGAGCCAGACUUCUCUCAUGCCGUCAUUCGGCAAUCUGACGUCCUCAAGAACAUAUCACCUUCAAAGCUUGCUACUAUGACAGCGGAGGAGCACAACGCAUUGCUUCUAUCAGAUCCAAACAUCAGAAAGUCUACGGUGGUGCACCCGGAUUUCCUCGAUCAGUACUACCGUGAAUCUCGCCUCCACCAUCUUUCGACCUGGAAGGCAGACUUGAAAGCCCAGCUUCAGGCCGUUGCUGCUGAAAAGUCGUCUUCACAGAAAAGUAGACACAAAAAGCUGCCCGGCCAGAGACGCUACAUCAUGCACGUCGACUUCGAUAGCUUCUUUGCAGCUGUCUCCUUGAAGAAGUCUCCGCAGUACAAAGAGAAGCCAGCUGUGGUCGCACAUGGAGGUGGAUCAGGUUCAGAAAUUGCAAGUUGUAAUUAUAUUGCCCGUAAGUUCGGCAUCAGCAACGGCAUGUGGAUGAAACGUGCACAGCAGCUUUGCCCGGAGCUUAAAGUGCUUCCGUACGACUUUCCUGGAUACGAGGACGCCAGUCGAAAAUUCUACGAUGCCAUCAUGGCCACGGAUGGAAUUGUACAAAGCGUCAGUAUUGACGAAGCGCUUGUUGAUAUAAGUUCCAUCUGCUUUGCUGAGAGUGGGUCGGAUGGGGUCAAACGCAGUGAAGGUGCUGUUCACCGCGAGCAAAACAAGGCCGACGAAGUAGCUCAGAAACUGCGAGAUGAGGUAUUGGAGAAGACAGGCUGCGCCGUGUCGGUCGGUAUUGGCGGGAAUAUUCUACAAGCAAAAGUGGCUUUGCGCAAAGCCAAGCCGGCGGGGCAAUGUCAACUCAAGCCGGAGGAUGUUCUUGAAUUCAUGGGCCAGCUGGAAGUCACAAAGCUACCAGGUGUGGCGUGGAGUAUUGGUGGGAAAUUGGAAGAGAUUGGCAUUAAGCUCGUGAAGGAUAUUCGCGAGGUUACCAAAGAGAGACUAAUGAAUGCUCUUGGGCCCAAGACAGGCGAGAAGAUGUGGGAAUACGCUCGUGGAAUUGACAAAAGCGAGGUGGGAGAUCAGGUCGUCCGCAAAUCAGUGUCUGCUGAAGUCAACUGGGGAGUGCGAUUCGAAAACCAGGAACAAGUCGACGAGUUCAUGCACGGUCUAUGCGGCGAGCUAAAUAAGAGACUGCUCAAAGAGCGAGUCAAAGGUAAGCAGCUCACCAUGAAAAUCAUGAAACGCGCCGCGGAUGCGCCUUUGGAUCCACCGAAACAUCUGGGCCACGGCAAAUGCGAUGUCUUCAACAAGAGUCUCCAGCUCGGUGUCGCAACCAACGACCACGCGGUACUCACGAAAGAAUCUACUGCCAUGAUGAGGUCGUUUGCAAUCUCACCGGGCGAAUUGAGAGGAAUUGGCGUGCAGAUGCAAAAGCUCGAGCCUAUGAAACAAGGUCCAGGCGGGCUUGACCUGGCAAGCCAGCGUAAACUGCAAUGGGGAACGACAUCAAAGAUAGUCGCGCCCACUUCGAAGGACGAUCCCAUCCAAGACGAUAUCAAAACGCCGGAGAAGCCUCGAGUCCAAGCCAACAGACCCAGUGCCGCGUUCAGGCCUGUCGAGCCGGGUACUCCAACCAAGAAGCUACUUAAUACACUUGGAACACAAUUUGUCCUCCCCACUCAGGUCGAUCCAAGUGUACUGGCAGAGUUACCGGAAGAUAUCAGAGCCAAGCUAACGAAGCAUGUCGACAGCUCUACGGGGCUAAGAGCCGCUGAGGCUGUCAAUCUUCCCGAAUUCAGGGCUACCUCCAGGGCUCAAUCACCCACCGUUCUGCCACCUCAGUCUCAAAUCGAUCCCAGCAUCCUCGAAGCUUUACCGGAUGAUGUACGGGCUGAGAUAUUGGGUUUUUACAAAUCACCCCAAAAUCGCACCGAGAAGCGUGGGGAUCAGCCCGUGCUUCCGCAGUCACCUCGUAAGCUCCGAACUGUUCCACCGCCCCGGCAGGCAGCCGCUCGAAGAGGCAGAGGUAGACCUCGAGGGAGUCGAAACCUGGUCUCCGGCGUCUCUCAUAGGGCCAUGGGUAAUGAUGAGAGCUCUACCCUUACCCAGUCGAAUUUCGUUGCGCGGCCUCUUCGAAAGCCCGAAGAGGAUGGGCCUUCGUCAGACACCGAAGCGGAGGCUGGAGAGCUUGAUCCGGAUGUUUUGGCAGCUUUGCCGGAUGACUUGAGACAGGAAGUCUUAGCCCAACAGCGACAGGCGAGACUCCAGCGGACUGGUGGCAUCGAUCUCUCGCUCCAUCAACGAAGUAAAGUUGGUCGAAAGAAGAAUGCUGAGGAUGCUGGUCCACUUGACAGACAUUUCGUGCUGGAGCCUCGUCUUGCAAAGCCUACGUUCACCAGUCGAAAGCUGUGCGAGCUGCCUGAUCUCAGAAACGCGAUAAGUGCCUGGUUCCAAGCCUUUGAUGAUGAAGGACCUUACGAUGAAGAUGUCGCGGCUUUGGUCAAAUAUUUGAAAGAGGUGGUUUUGGAGGAGAGGGACUUGAGCAAAGCUGUCUCGGUUGUGAAGUGGAUGGCUUGGGUCGUUGAUGAAGGUCAUGAGAUCGAAGAGGAUGUCAUUCAUGUUUGGAGAGAGGCGCUUGGAAAGAUACGACAUGGCGUGCAAGAUGCUGCAGUCGAGAGGGGACUUGGAAAGGUCAAGUUCGAGUGA